AGUCGCGGAUAGGCGCGUUUCGUCGCCGGACGCCUCUUCCUUGCCAUUUCUAUAUCCCUGGUACAUUACCGUACUCUUCACUGGAAUGAAUAUGAAUUAAAAAAACGGAUUUUGGUGUGUGUGUGUGAUUCACAGUCUCCUAUACCGGAUUUUAGCGACUGAGGAUUUUGUUACUGGUGGAAUAAAAAAAAAUAAGAUAACAUUAUCAACUGACCAGCCUAUGUUUAUGCGGUGAACCAAUCGGCCGAACCCCUUCGGUCGCAGUUUCCCCCCGCCGCCAAAACGCUGCCGUCAUGACGUUGCACUGGUGGAUGCACUGGUUCUGGGUGACGACGCUGCUCGUAGCUGUUGGCAGCGCAAACACCUUUGCUGCACCGCAAUCUGAAGAGCUGCAGCACCUAACCACAGAUAUGAUCGAACCCCCCGCGCCGUCCGAGAGACAAGGCCGAGCCAUGUACUUCACUAAAGCCCCACUCAACAUCGCAAAACCUCCAACCAACCAAACAGACACUAACCUUACUAGAACUGACGUGACCAAUGUAAACACGACUGCGAAUAAUACAACAAUCGAUAUUGUCCAUCCCACGAUACAAUGGACACAAGUGAAUACCAACGUGACAGACAUAAAGAAUUCUUCGGACCUUCCAAUUGUGACGGACAGCAGAAAUGUGUCAGUGAUCCCCGUGAUCGCAAACCUGACGGAUGCUGAGAAUACGACGAUAGUUAUAAAGAAAGUUAAUCUGACAAAGCAAGAUUUUGUCAAAGAGGACAGCGCAGAUGGAGUGUCUGAGAGUAGAAUAGUGACGGAGAAGCCUCUGUCGCUCGAAACGGCGUUCGUCCAGACGAGGAUCCCGCCUAACAUAGAAUCUUCUAGAAUGGUGGUGGACCACGGUGAUGGUGGGAUGGACACUGGGGCAAUCGCGGGGAUUUCGUUCGCGGCUCUGGUGCUCGGGGCCCUGGCCGGGAGUACAGCCUUCGUCCUGUAUCGCAGGCGGUACUUGAACAAGCCCCAGACUUUGAACGACAAAUGCUCAAACCCCGAUUCCAGUGGGUAUCUUGAUGACAGCACUAUCAGGGAUAAUUCCGAGGAGAUGUACAGCCUCGACAACGAUUCCUUCCUGAACUCUUUGGAAGCCAUGACGAUACAGAACUAUUGGACUGACACGGUGAAACACACCAAGCUAUAACUUGUUUUGACGACUGUACGUUCAUAUCUCGACUUCGUGUAACAAAGUGCUCAGAGACUGUUUUCCAAAUAUUUAUAUGCCACCAAUUAUAAUGUAAAUUUGAUAUGUCAACGUUAAUAGAUAAAAUAUUUAAAUUUUUUUUGCGAAAUAAAUAUCUCUUUUGUUUGCAAUAACCAAAGAAAUGUUAACAAAAUUUCACAAAAAAAAUUAAAAAUAUUGUUUCAAAUUCAGAAUCACAGAAAAAACAAAAAUAGUUUGUAUAGUUGGCUAGUCUAAACAUUCUUCGUUGAUUUGGAGCAUUAGACUUUAUAUAAAAACUUUUUUUUUUAUAUAACGCAACUUGUCUAUAUAUUUUUGAUUUAAAUAAUGUCCCCUGACUUUGCAGUGAAACACAUGACAAUGAAAAACUAUUAUUACCUAUCAUAUUCAAUAAUAAAAGAAGAAAAAA
Plodia interpunctella (Indianmeal moth) is the source of this 1635-nucleotide messenger RNA. RefSeq lists its product as uncharacterized. The record is from RefSeq and is a predicted model, not a curated record. NCBI's taxonomy places the organism in Eukaryota, Metazoa, Arthropoda, Insecta, Lepidoptera, Pyralidae. Bases 294 to 1187 code for a protein of 297 amino acids. The transcript is spliced from 5 exons.